UUCCUGGGAGUCUCCCAAAGAGGAGCAGCAGCUGCAGAGGUCGCUGCUAUCGGUGUCUGUCUCUCUCAGUUGUGUGUGUGGGAUGGUAACUCCACAUGCAAGGCACCCAGUGAAUCCCUGUCCAACGGGAAGGCGAGGAGACUAGAUCCCUGUCCCUGCGUGUGCUCACACAGCACAGCCUGCCCUGUUCCCCAACACCAAUCUCACAGCGUGCAGCAGACACCAUGGAAGCGUGCAUGUUGGUUCUGUGCUGCGGACUUGUUCAUCUGGCUGUUGCUGGAAAUUCUACUAAUAUGGAAAAAGAUGAGUUUUAUUAUGAUUAUGAGACUCUGCGGAUUGGAGGCCUGGUCUUUGCUGUCAUACUCUUUACUCUUGGGAUCCUGCUGAUCUUGAGUCGGAAAUGUCGUUGUAGCUUCAAUCAGAAGGCCAGAUCUCCCAGUGAUGAGGAGGCCCAAGCAGAAACCCUGAUCACCAACAAAGCAACAGAAGCAGCAGCCAAAAGACGUGGGAAUAAAGAUGAAACUGAAUCUGAGGAAGACGACAUAAAUCAAUUUAAUGGAUUAACAUACUGUCAUGGGACGGACCCAGCACUCAUUCUACCAACAACCCCUGUUGUUCCCCAAAUGUCCUGCCCUUCAACUCCACAGCAGCAGCUGAACCAUCAAGACUUGGAACACGUGAACCAAACUCUGUGCCGGGUCUUGAGAUCAGCAAGUAGAGAUCUCACCCGCUCAGUGUCAGUUUUACACACGCCCAGGGUUAUAACCAGAACAUUUUGCCACACUUGCUCGCUGACUCUCUGUCGCUUGUACAUCACCAGCAUCAUGACACACACUGACUUAUCCGACGCUCACUUCUCAUAUGAUUAUGAAACUGUUCGGAAGGGGGGCUUGAUCUUUGCUGUUGCUGCAUUCUUCGUGGGAAUAGCCAUUAUCCUGAGCAGAAAAUUCCGAUGCAGAGGCAAACCACCCAAACGAUCCCAGGGGGAGGAGGACCUUUAGCAGAUCUGAGGUUCGUGCUGUGGGACUGGACUGAACUCUGAAAGAAACGUCCACAAGAAAUAUCAUUGCAGGAGUAAAUUGUGAUGGUUAUGUUGUUGUCAUUAUCCUGACCAUCUGAUGGGGCUGGAAAUCUUUAGUUCCAUCCAAACUCUCAGUUAACAAAUGCCAAAUAUCCACAGAAAUUGUCCAUACCUCCCUGAGCUAUGAAGUUGGAGAGCCAUUGAAUUAACAUGUGGGAGGGGAAUAAAUGUAACCUGACCUUUAAUGUACUAUUUUUAUCUUAUAGAGUGUAACAGAGUGAUUCAGUGUCCAGUUUAAAAUCUCUGCCUCUGUUUAUAUUGUAUUAAACAGCUCACAGCAUUUAAAAGUGAUUAAACCUUCUGGAAACAGAAACUAUGCCACAA
Messenger RNA from Chiloscyllium plagiosum (whitespotted bambooshark), 1405 nucleotides. Lineage: Eukaryota; Metazoa; Chordata; Chondrichthyes; Orectolobiformes; Hemiscylliidae. The record is from RefSeq and is a predicted model, not a curated record.